Molecule: messenger RNA, 1080 nt
Organism: Fusarium venenatum
Lineage: Eukaryota; Fungi; Ascomycota; Sordariomycetes; Hypocreales; Nectriaceae
Source: RefSeq, a predicted model, not a curated record
AUGGAUGGGCUUCAUGCGCGUUACGACUCACUGGCCGACCGCAGCAGCGAGCUCAAUACCACGACAACUAUUGUACUAGUCCUAUCGGCCGUCUUUGUCGCCUUGCGCUUCUGGGCCCGAUAUGUUCGAAUUGGCUAUGGACUUGAUGACUGGUUGACCGUGGUAGCGUUGGUCUUCGUCUUUAUCACUGGAGCGCUCAACUAUGGCAUGAUUUCUCAUGGUCUUGGCAAACACGCUGGAAAAGUGUCACCCGAAGACCUAGCCAUCUUCUUCAAGAUCCUCCUCGCCUUCGAAUGCAUCUACGUCACUGCAGUAAUGAUGGUCAAACUUGCUUUGAUACAGAUGUACCUGCGCAUCUUUACAUCCCGCGGCUUCAAAUUGGCCUCAGCCAUCAUCGCUGGUACAGUUGUUGCCUGGUGGAUAGCCAUCUGCGCUGUGUGCAUCUUCCAAUGCCGUCCGAUCAGAAGGGGCUGGAUGCCGUGGCUUACGGAGGGCACAUGCAUUGAUCUUAAAGCUUCCUUUAUCGGUAAUGCAAUUCCCAACAUUGCAACUGAUAUUGCCAUUUUAUGUUUGCCAGUGACGCAGAUUGUCAAGUUGCAAGUCAACAUUGCUCAGAAGAUCUCCCUAUUAAUCAUCUUCCUGCUCGGUGGUUUUGUUUUAUUCGCCAGUAUAUACCGAUUUACAACCAUUAUGCAGUUCACAAUGGAAGACACUACAUGGACCCUUGCCACAGCAUGCACCUGGUGUGUCGUCGAAGCGGCCUGUGGAACCAUCGCCCUCUGUCUCCCAACUCUGAGACCACUCAUGCUCAAGAUAUCAUCACAAUUCGAAAGUGCGUCACGUUCCAAGAAGACGGCCGCAACUCGCAGCAACAGGCCGACCGAACUCGUCACCAUCGGUGGAACCGGAAAGACAGACACAAGACAGUUUCAGCGUAUAGAGGAUGAUCGACAGUCCAACGAAAGCGAUCUUGAGCUUGGUACUGGCCAUGGGAGCCUCCCGCAUUACAACAUGAGCGAAAGAGGAUCAGGAGACGAGCUACCGCUGCACAAAGACGGGAAGGGAAGCUCGAGAAUAUGA